Messenger RNA from Bombina bombina (fire-bellied toad), 4288 nucleotides. RefSeq names its product potassium voltage-gated channel subfamily Q member 4 (gene KCNQ4). The transcript has 14 exons. Bases 431 to 2476 code for a protein of 681 amino acids. Gene Ontology annotation, cellular component: membrane. Lineage: Eukaryota; Metazoa; Chordata; Amphibia; Anura; Bombinatoridae. Gene Ontology annotation, biological process: transmembrane transport; potassium ion transport. Gene Ontology annotation, molecular function: voltage-gated potassium channel activity. The record is from RefSeq and is a predicted model, not a curated record.
GUGUGAGAGAAAAGGAGAGCGGUGAUAUAACGGGAGUGUAGGAGGUGAGUCUGCUGGGAGACACUUUUAGAAAAUAUAUGGAUUCACCCCAAACUUGCCAAUGGUUGCUGGUUAAUACGUGUGAGUGGUGGUACUUGGCCAUCUCCAUGAGCUCAGCACCGGCUACAGUCGUCUAACAUUUCAUCUUGUUUUGAAUGUGAAACUUUGCCUUCAACUUCUCACUCCUGUACCAGAUAAUGCAAGUUCCUCCAGAUACACUUUUUCCACUUUGUUAAAACUUUUGCUCCUGUCUUUCACCCUAAGAUAUACCCAAAUUACACGCAGCUGGCUGACCUUGUUACUCCAACAUCAGGACCCAAAUCAAACAACUACUGGACUUUUGAUCUCCUGUAAUGAGCUGAGGUCUUCUCCCCCAUCCCCCAUAGAGACCAUGGCAGUGGGGGCACAGCCUCAGACAGACAAUGGCAGGGUCCCCUCUCUGUCCCUGGCCCCAGUGUCUGGACAAGACUGUGGCAUGGAGUUUGUCGCCCUUACUGCUGUACAGACUGACAGUGGCAGCCCCAGACGAUUGGGGCUACUGGGAACCCCCCUACCUGGACCACCAAGGACCUCAGCUUCCCACAAGAAGUACCGGCGGCUGCAGAACUAUCUGUACAAUGUUUUGGAAAGACCCAGAGGAUGGGCCUUUAUUUACCAUGCAUUUAUAUUCUUCCUUGUAUUCAGCUGCCUGGUGCUCUCCGUAUUUUCUACCAUCCCUGAAUAUCAUAACUUAUCAAACAAAGGCCUCUUCAUACUGGAAUUUGUGAUGAUCGUGGUGUUUGGCAUGGAAUACGUGGUUAGAAUCUGGUCAUCAGGAUGUUGCUGCCGUUAUCGAGGGUGGAGAGGGCGGCUGCGAUUCGCCAGGAAGCCAUUUUGUGUCAUUGAUUUCAUUGUACUGGUGGCCUCAUUGGCUGUCAUUGCAGCUGGUACUCAGGGUAAUAUCUUUGCCACCUCUGCUCUACGCAGCAUGCGGUUCCUGCAAAUUCUGCGCAUGGUGCGCAUGGACAGACGGGGCGGCACCUGGAAACUAUUAGGGUCUGUGGUGUAUGCCCACAGCAAGGAGCUGAUAACAGCUUGGUACAUUGGUUUCCUGGUGCUGAUUUUUGCUUCCUUCCUGGUAUACCUGGCAGAAAAAGAUGCCAAUAAGGAGUUUUCUACUUAUGCAGACUCGCUGUGGUGGGGUACGAUUACCCUGACCACCAUAGGCUAUGGUGAUAAGACCCCUCAUACGUGGCUUGGGAGGGUCCUGGCAGCAGGAUUUGCGCUUCUGGGCAUCUCUUUCUUUGCUCUUCCAGCGGGUAUUCUGGGCUCUGGGUUUGCCCUGAAGGUUCAGGAACAACAUCGACAAAAACAUUUUGAGAAACGCAGAACUCCAGCAGCCAACCUUAUUCAAGCUGCCUGGCGCCUCUACUCAACUGACGUAAGCCGUUCUUACCUCACAGCAACAUGGUAUUAUUAUGACAGUAUCCUGCCUUCAUUCAGAGAUUUGCUCCUUUUGUUUGACACCUGGCAUCGAACACGCAGUCGGAAUGGAGGGGUUAGACUGUUUCAGGGAUCUCCUCGCUAUCACCCAUCCCCCUCUGCUCAGAAAUGUGCGCCACCCCCUUACUGUGCGGGGGAAAGUAACAAGGCAGGGCUGAAGGAUCGUAUAAGGGGAGCCAGUGUUCCAAGACAGAGCACACGGAGCAAGCAGUUCCUGGCACCCCCAGAAAGAGUCUCCCCAGGUACAGAGAAUGCACCUGAAACUCACAGCCCAACCAAGGUGCAGAAAAGCUGGAGCUUCAAUGACCGUACAAGGUUCCGGGCAUCACUGAGGCUCAAAGCAAGACCACAAGCAGAUGAUGGAGCCGGAGACGAUAGUAAUGAUGAGAAGAGACUCCAGAGUGACCUGACCAUGGAGGACGUCAUGCCAACUGUGAAGACACUGAUCCGAGCUUUCAGAAUUUUGAAAUUCCUUGUAGCCAAAAGAAAAUUUAAGGAGACUCUUCGUCCAUAUGACGUGAAGGAUGUAAUAGAGCAGUACUCAGCUGGACAUCUGGAUAUGCUCGGACGUAUAAAGAGUCUACAGUGUCGUGUGGAUCAGAUAAUUGGCCGAGGUCCAAUCCCUGUUGAAAAGAAGCCCAGAGACAAAGGAGAGAAGGUGCCAACCUCAGGUCCAGAGGCUGAGGCGGCUGAUGAGUUAAGCAUGAUGGGAAGAGUGGUCAAGGUGGAGAGGCAGGUACAGUCCAUUGAAGAUAAACUCGAUAUAUUGCUGGGUUUCUAUUCUCAGUGUCUCCGAAGAGGUCCCGUAAGCUCGUUCACACUGACCUCCCUUCAAAUGCCACUGAUUGACCAGGACAUGACUUCUGAUUACCAGAGCCCUGUUGAUCAAGCAGAUAUCUCUGUUUCAGCACAGACACUCAAUAUCACCCACUCUGACAGCGCCAACACGGAGUGAGAAAUAAGCAACCCUGGGGUAACUGCUGUCCCAGAUAAAUAGCUGCUCCCUCAAAAAUGGGCGGUUACAUAUUACCUCAAGGAGCUUCAGAAAGCAUAGUCUAUGGACUCUGGUAGCUGUUUGUUUUCUGCUGCUCCCACUGAAUUAUAACAGACUGAAGAAAAAAGUCUUAUGCAAUUUAAAAAAAAAGUCCUCUAAUAAUGGACACUAGUCUAAUGCACCACAAGGGUCAGACAUACCAGACAAGCCAUAGGUCCUCUGUUUGCCACAUUGCCAUGUGAUGAUAUUUUUUGUGCCAUUAGUCUUCAUAUCACCAUGGUUAAGAUGAAUGACAUGAUACUUAAUCUCAUGAGCUGCACUAUGGCUACGGACAGCCACAUAGGUAAAUCUUGUGCAUUGUAUUGUCAUUGCUUCCACAUCUUGCUACUUUGGUGGGUGCAAUCUUUUCAACACCCAGCCACUAGAAAGUGCCUCAAUGACAUUAAUGUGCAGACACUGUUCCUGUCUAUUCUUCAUCUCCCUGAUAAUGGGAAACAAGUCGAUUUGUGCACUGGAGAUGCAAUCAAGAAUUUUUCCAUGAAGUAGGACAUACUGCCUUAUUAUGGCAGGGAUCAUUCUAGGGAUUUAUAUAGAACCUUCGUAGUGACACAGACUUCAUCUCCAGAGAAGGAAGAAUGUCCUUUAAAUGGGAUAUAAACUAUAUUGUCACCUCCUGAGGGAGAAGGAAAUGUUAAAAUCUGACAAUUUAAAGAUGUAAGGAUGACUGUGUACAUCUGCAGAUCAGCGUAUGUAUGUUUCCAGGGAUGUGUUUAUAUUAUAUGCUGUGGCUGGUCAUAGUAUGACUAUAUGCUGUGUGCACGUGGGUGUAAAUGUUUGCACAGACUAUGUAUAGGCCUGUAUAGUAUACAUUGAUUUGUGUUUUUAUUUACACACACUUCAAAGAUGGUUGACAUUACGACAACAUGUAAAGAUGUCUGUUUGUAUCUUUUUUUGUGCAUGUAUGUAUGUAUGGGUAUCCAUACCUAAAAUAUGCCUGGGUGCUGCAUCAGAUGUAUCAAUUUUAAGCAAAUAUGUUAUCCACCCUUACAGGGGAAUAGUAUGAGGGAAAAUAUUUAUAAUAUACAUGUUAUAUAAUAAAUAUUUAUUCCCCAUACAACCUUUCAUAUAUGUUACCCAAAGAUGGGGCUAUUUAUAAAUCAGAUAAUUGUAUAUGGGUGUACAAAGCCAUUUUCUUAAGAACAGUAACAGCAUUUAAACAAUGACCAUAACUUUAAAAAUCUUUGGAUUAGUGUGCGCUACAUGACAUAGUCUUACACUAAGAUUUAAUAUUAAAAGGUAUUUCCUUUUUUCAGUUCUAAACUACUAUAAAAAGCAGAAGAUAGAAUGUAGUAUGGUGGGUAGCCUUCUAUUUAUUUUCAGUAUACUUUAACAUAGAACGGUUAACAUUGAAAACAUACAAAAAAACAUAAUUUGCUAAAAAAUUUGAGGAUCUGCUAUUAUGUCUCACACUAGAUUAAGACUUUUAACAGUUACAGACUAAUAACUAUAAAAGCAAUGUGUAUCUUGGCUGCUACACUGUUUUUCAGGCUUAUGCUUGUGUAUUUUUAUCCUGAAACCAGAGGUGCCUGACCUUUUUUGUAUGAUUGCCUGGACUACCUAUAUUGGGACUGGCUUGUGGCCACAUUACAUUCUACUCAUAAUUUUGCUAAAAAUAAUGGGGCCAAUUUAUCAAAGGUCUUGCGGACAUGAUCCGACAGUGCGGAUCAGGUCCGCAAGACCUCGCUGAAUGCGGAGAGCAAUACGUACUCACAA